Salmo salar (Atlantic salmon) is the source of this 1515-nucleotide messenger RNA. RefSeq names its product claudin-11. The record is from RefSeq and is a predicted model, not a curated record. Gene Ontology annotation, cellular component: bicellular tight junction; membrane. Lineage: Eukaryota; Metazoa; Chordata; Actinopteri; Salmoniformes; Salmonidae. Gene Ontology annotation, molecular function: structural molecule activity.
GAAGCUUUUCUUUAGAAGUGGAGACUCUCCAAACUGACAGGACUACACAACAGACCAAGGAGAGACAACACACAUUUCUAGGAUUACUUCUUGAGGAAUAUUCUACUCGAAAACUCACACUAACUUCACACAGUGUUUUUUCACACAAGCUUCAAAGUAUCUUUAAAGUACCAUCAGUUGUUUUUGGACUAGUUGGGCUGUGGACUGUCCUAUUCACCGUCUUGAGUCACUCUGACUGCCUGGACCAUUUUACGUUUCUAUAAACAGUUUUUGAAGACUAUUCUACACUAGGACUACCCUACCUCUUAUUGCCAUGGCGAACAGCUGUCUCCAGCUCAGCGGUUUUUUGAUGAGUUGUAUCGGCUGGGUCGGGAUCCUUAUCGCCACGGCCACCAAUGACUGGGUAAUGACGUGUAAAUACGGCAUGAACACCUGCAAGAAGAUGGACGAGUUAGGAGCUAAAGGCCUGUGGGCUGAAUGUGUCAUAUCAACCCCACUCUAUCACUGUAUAUCACUGACACAGAUAUUGGACCUACCGGCAUACAUCCAGACGUCGAGGGCGUUGAUGAUAACUGGAUCCCUCCUGGGGCUGCCUGCAGCGGGGAUGGUCCUAACAGCCAUGCCCUGCAUCUCUCUGGGGGACGAGCCUCAGUCAGCCAAGAACAAACGAUCCCUACUUGGGGGGGUUCUCAUACUGCUAGUGGCUCUGUGUGGGGGGGUGUCGACAGUAUGGUUUCCUAUCGGAGCCCACCAGGACCAGGGACUCAUGUCGUUUGGGUUCAGCCUGUACGCUGGCUGGGUGGGCACGGCCUUCUGUCUCCUGGGAGGGGCCAUGAUCACCUGCUGUUCUACUGAACCGUCCCAACACUACAAUCACCAUGACAACAACAGGUUCUACUACUCCAAAGGACAGGGGCCUGGCAACCCUGUUCCACCCUCCACUAACCACGCCAAGAGUGCCCAUGUUUAGACACACAUGAAGUACAUGCAUGCACACACACACACACAUGCACACACACACACACACAGACACACACCAGUGUUGAGUAACUCAGAGUGACGUCUAACCUGGUGCCUGAAGAGAAACCAAGGGGUCCUGAUCGAGACAACCCUGCUCUGAUGAAGGACUUAUUUUCAUAUCUUUGUUCUACAAUGAAGGCUAGGGUUAGGGUUAGAGUUCUUUAUUUUACAAUGAAGGCUAGGGUUAGGGUUCUUUGUUCUACAAUGAAGGCUAGGGUUAGGGUUCUUUGUUCUACAAUGAAGGCUAGGGUUAGGGUUCUUUGUUCUACAAUGAAGGCUAGGGUUAGGGUUCUUUGUUCUACAAUGAAGGCUAGGAAUAGGGUUCUUUGUUCUACAAUGAAGGCUAGGGUUAGGGUUAGGGUUAGGGUUCUUUGUUCUACAAUGAAGGCUAGGGUUAGGAUUCUUUGUUCUACAAUGAAGACUAGGGUUAGGGUUAGGGUUAGGGUUCUUUGUUUUACAAUGAAGGCUAGGGUUAGGGUUAGGGUUAGGGUUAGG